This is a messenger RNA of Ricinus communis (castor bean), 3570 nucleotides long. RefSeq names its product nuclear pore complex protein NUP98A. Gene Ontology annotation, biological process: post-transcriptional tethering of RNA polymerase II gene DNA at nuclear periphery; protein import into nucleus; RNA export from nucleus. The record is from RefSeq and is a predicted model, not a curated record. Lineage: Eukaryota; Viridiplantae; Streptophyta; Magnoliopsida; Malpighiales; Euphorbiaceae. Gene Ontology annotation, cellular component: nuclear pore; nuclear pore cytoplasmic filaments. The transcript is spliced from 13 exons. Bases 279 to 3431 code for a protein of 1050 amino acids. Gene Ontology annotation, molecular function: structural constituent of nuclear pore.
AACAACGCAACGCGGCUCACUCCUCAGGGAAUUUGGCUCCUACAAAAGGGUCCUUUGUAAAGACAAGACUCAAUAGAGAGGCAAGGCAACUUGCACUUGCAGGCGAACCCUUCUCUCUCGUUUACUCUCUGCAUUCAAUUCAUACAUUACAUAUUACAUUUGCACUCUCCCUUCUGAACUUGGAACGAUUCAGAUCCAUCCUUGAUUCGCUGAAACAUCUAAUUUACACAUUUCCUGUUCCAGGACAGAGAGACUGUUUCCUGAUUUUGGGAGCAGCGAUGUUCGGUUCUAACCCUUUUGGGCAGUCAUCUAGUAGCCCUUUUGGGCAGUCUUCUACUAGCCCUUUUGGGCAGUCAUCUAGUAGCGCUUUUGGGUCCCAAUCGGUCUUCGGCCAGACAAAUAAUGGAACCAAUAAUCCUUUUGCUCCAAAACCAUUUGGUACUACAACCCCUUUUGGUUCACAAACAGGGGGUUCCAUCUUUGGAGGCACUUCAACUGGAAUGUUUGGUGCUCCUCAAACUUCCUCACCAUUCUCUUCCGGAGCAACCUUUGGUGCUUCGUCUUCCCCAUCUUUUGGAGGGUCAGUUCCUGCAUUCGGAGCUUCUUCUUCACCUUCUUUUGGCAGUUCAUCGUCAUUUGGUGGUUCUUCCGUUUUUGGCCAGAAGCCUGCUUUUGGAGCCUUUGGCUCUGCUACUCAAACUAGUCCAUUUGGAAGUACAAGUCAGCAAUCACAGCCUGCAUUUGGUAGUGGCUUGUUUGGUUCUACAACACCUUUUGGUACAUCAAGUCAGCCUGCUUUUGGUGCUGCUAGUAAUCCUGGAUUUGGUUCGACAAGUGCCCCUGCUUUUGGUGCUAGUAGUGCUCCUUCCUUUGGUGCAAACAGCACUUUGGGUUUUGGUGCUAACAGCACUCCGUCCUUUGGUUUUACAAGUACCCCGACAUUUGGCUCAACAGCAUCAGCAUUUGGAGUGUCCAGCAGCCCGGUAUUUGGAUCUGGGGCUGGCUUUGGAUCUUCAAGCGCACCUGUUUUUGGAACAUCAGGCUCCUCUGGUUUUGGUGCUUCCAGUCCUGCUUUUGGUACUAAUUCAAGCGCUCCUGGAUUUGGUGUGUCUACUAGUGCUCCUGCCUUUGGGUCUACGACUACUCCUUCCUUUGGAAGUGCCCCUGCUUUUGGGACUUCAGCUACCCCAUCCUUUAGCUUCGCAUCAAGUCCAUCUUUUGGCCAAUCAACUUCUGCAUUUGCAAAUAGUCCAUUUGGAACCAGUUCUCCAUUUGGAACCCAAGCUACAACACCAACAUUUGGGAACACUGGUUUUGGGCAGCCAGCAUUUGCAGGGAAUCGUGGGGGAAGUAGAGUAGUGCCCUACACUGCAACAGCUGAAACAGACAGCAGCAGUGGUCAGCCUGGAAAAUUGGAGUCUAUAUCAGCCAUGUCUGUGUACAAAGAUAAAAGCCAUGAAGAACUGAGGUGGGAAGAUUAUCAAUCCGGAGAUAAAGGUGGACCAGUCGCUCCUGGUCAAUCCUCCAGCGGGAUUAACUUUGCUACAUCUACUGCACAGUCGAAUCCUUUUGCUCCAUCAAACACAUUUGCACAGACAUCUGCUAGUCCCUUUUCUUCUUCAGUUUCUUCCAAUCCGUUUUCUUCAAAGCCUUUUGGACCUACAAGUAAUCCUACAUUUCCUUCACCUUUUAACACUUCAUCCAACCCUUUUCAGUCAACCUCAGCUUUUGCAUCGACAUCAUCUUCUGCAUUUACAUCCAGUGUAGCCCCAUCACCUUUUGGGACAACUAGUUCAUCUGCUUUUACUUCAACACCAUCCUUGUUUAAUUCUAGCAUAGGGCAGACAAAUUCUUCACCUUUUGGAAAUUUUACAAGUACUCAAUCAUCUCUCUCAUUCCCAUCCUCCACACCUGCCUUUACACAGACAAGUUCUCCAUUUGGACAAGUGACCACUUCUUUUACACCGAGUACUGCCUCUUCUUUUACCCAGUCAAGCAUGUUCAGUACUCCUUCCACUGGUUUUGGAUUCUCAAGCUCUACAUCUCUGAUGCCUUCAACUAACCAAGGGGUGUUUCCCCAACCAUCUUUGUCUCAGUCUGUGCCUUUUCAAUUGUCUCAACCUUCUCAGCCUGGUGCUCUUAACUUCAGCAAUUUCGGUCAGUCACAAGCAGCUGGUACAAGUGGUUUUGCUGGUUCAUCAAGUAUUUAUGGUCAGUCCAUGUUUGGACCAUUAUCUACCACACAGAGUUCUGUUGCUGUUCAGCCAGCACCUGUUACAAAUCCAUUUGGGACACUCCCUGCAAUGCCUCAAAUGUCUAUUGGUCGAGCUGGAACUACACCUUCCGUUCAAUAUGGGAUCUCUAGCUUGCCUGUUGUUGAUAAACCUGCUCCUGUUAGAAUAUCAUCCUUGUUGACUUCUAGGCACUUGUCACAAAGGCGGAUCAGGUUACCAGCAAGGAAAUAUAAUCCUAAGCAUGAUGGUCCAAAGGUUCCAUUUUUCUGUGAUGAAGAAGAAACAACUGGCAGACCAAAGGCAGAUGCUCUAUUUAUUCCUCGGGAAAACCCAAGGGCUCUGGUCAUUCGUCCAACAGAGCAGUGGCCCUUGAGAUCCAGUGCAGAAAAAGCUCCUCCAUUGAAGGAUGCAUCUACUCCUGUGUAUGAGAAUGGCAAAAUUUUAGAAGCUGUGGAUGUUCCUUCUUCAAGUGGUUCUAGUGCUAAAGAUAAGAAUAUGAGUGAAGAUGGCCUUAGUAAGGAGCGAGUGCAUUUGAAACUCAACCAGAAACCUAAUGGAGUUCACGAGGAUAAUUCUGUUCAGAAAGAGGAGUUGUAUAUGACGCUUAGCGGUCACAGAGCUGGUGAAGCUGCAAUUGUUUAUGAGCAUGGGGCUGACAUUGAGGCACUAAUGCCAAAACUACGGAGAUCUGACUACUACACAGAGCCGCGAAUCCAAGAAUUGGCUGCCAAGGAAAGGGCUGAACCAGGGUUCUGCCGCCAUGUUAAGGACUUUGUGGUUGGACGUCAUGGUUAUGGCAGCAUUAAGUUUUUGGGUGAGACAGAUGUGCGCCGGCUUGAUCUAGAGUCCCUUGUGCAGUUUAACAACCGGGAGGUGAUAGUAUACACAGAUGACAGCAAGAAGCCACCUGUUGGACAGGGUCUCAACAAACCUGCAGAGGUAACACUUCUUAACAUCAAAUGCUUUGACAAAAAGACUGGGCGGCAGUAUACCGAAGGCGCAAAAAUUGAGAAAUACAAGGAGAUGCUGAAAAGAAAGGCUGAGGAGCAAGGUGCCGAAUUUGUGUCGUACGAUCCUGUAAAAGGAGAAUGGAAGUUCAGGGUCAACCAUUUCAGCAAGUACGGUAUGGGGGAAGAAGAAGAAGAAGAAGAAGAAGAAGAAGAAGACUGGAUUGUGCUAUCUGCCAGAGAUUGCUAAUAAAAAUGUAGUUUUUGGAGGAGGGCUUGUUUCAUGCGGGGAUCUGUAUAGGAUUUUGUCAAAUCGUGAGUCUGAAUGGUGUGCCUGUGUAUCAAAUGUUCUUUGUAGUUGGUUCUCUAAGCUUUACUUCUCUCUCUCA